CAUGGCGCCCACCAUGCUGGUGCUGCUGGUUCCGCCGUUGCCCGUAGCCCGAGGACUUCUCCGGAACUGUUGGAAGCAGCUGCAGCGAAAACUUCUGCAGAGCCGACCAGGUUUUCCCAGUCCUCCAUGGGGACCAGCAUUAGUGGUCCAAGGUCCAGCUAUAUUUUCAGAACCAACAAGUGAUACCAGUGGAAGUACAGAGACGUCCAGCCUUUUGGAUAGUAUAUUUUGGAUGGCAGCUCCUAAAAACAGGCGCAGCAUUGAAGUGAACCGGUGUAGGAGAAGAAACCCUCAUAAGCUUGUUAAAGUUAAGAACAAUAUAGACUUUUGUCCUGAAUGUGGUCACCUGAAACAGAAACAUGUCCUCUGUGGCUAUUGCUAUGAGAAGGUGUGCAAGGAGACAGCAGAAAUCAGAAGACAGAUAGGGAAGCAAGAGGGGGGCCCUUUCAAGGCUCCUGCUGUGGAGACCGUGGUGCUGUACUCGGGGGAGACACCCUCCGAGCACGAUCAAGGCAAGAGGAUCAUUGAGCGAGAGAGGAAGCGGCCGUCCUGGUUCACCCAGAGUUGACAUCAAACGUGUUUCAAGAGGAAAGCUUCACAUAAGACUUUUCUCCUGAAAAAAGGAAGAUUCUUUGCUUUUACAUUGGUUGUGUGCUUAUUUUUAAGUCAUCGAUGUAGCUUCAAACAUCCUAUAUAAGCAGUUAGUUUUUUUGCAGGUAAUUUGCACAGGAGUAAAGUCGAAAUGUUUCUGCAGAGGCUCAAUAGAUUUCUGUGUCUGUUUCUAUUAUAUAAUGAAGUUUCAGUAAAGAUAACAUUUUCAGGACUGAGAGAUAAAACAUAAUUUAAAAUUCAUAGCCAAAAUUAGGAGUCUGGGUUCUAGUUUUAUUUGUUUGCGACUGGUUUUUCUCACUUAAGAAUACUUACAUGUAUGCUUUUGUUUAAGUAACACCUGGAAAUAGGUUAUGUAAAUUCUCGGUAUCAUUUUUUUUAAGAUGGUAGCUGUAGCAGUAAGAAAAAGGUUGUUCUGUUUCUUGUUUUUCUUUUGUCUUAGCAAAUUAAAAUUGCCUUUGUAUGGCACUUGGUAC
This is a messenger RNA of Budorcas taxicolor (takin), 1085 nucleotides long. It is a transcript of the gene MRPL32, whose product is annotated as mitochondrial ribosomal protein L32. Lineage: Eukaryota; Metazoa; Chordata; Mammalia; Artiodactyla; Bovidae. The transcript has 3 exons. Gene Ontology annotation, molecular function: structural constituent of ribosome. Gene Ontology annotation, cellular component: mitochondrial large ribosomal subunit. Gene Ontology annotation, biological process: translation. The record is from RefSeq and is a predicted model, not a curated record. Bases 2 to 568 code for a protein of 188 amino acids.